Molecule: messenger RNA, 1257 nt
Organism: Akanthomyces muscarius
Lineage: Eukaryota; Fungi; Ascomycota; Sordariomycetes; Hypocreales; Cordycipitaceae
Exons: 2
Coding region: 1-1257 (418 amino acids)
Biological process (GO): glycine biosynthetic process; L-threonine catabolic process
Cellular component (GO): cytosol
Molecular function (GO): L-allo-threonine aldolase activity
Source: RefSeq, a predicted model, not a curated record
AUGUUUUAUAACCAAAGGCUCACAGCGAUUGACGACAGUGGCCGAGUCCACAAUUCGACCCACCGAUUUCGUAAGAACUUCCAUCUCAACAAAGUUUUACAAUUCCCUCACCAUCCUCAUAUCCGUCAUCCGCAGCGUCGAAUUUGUUACCAUUUGAAGGAUAAUAUAAUACAACCCCAUCAAAAUAUCGAUAUGCCUGCUGCCGGAGCACCCGCCGCCAAGGCCAAAUAUAGUUUGCUCGACGACUAUAGCGAGGGGGCACACCCUGAGGUUUUGACUGCCCUGCUGCAGAGCAAUGGUACUCAAGAAGUAGGGUACGGCCGCGACACGUUCAGCGAGGAAGCAAAGCAUCACAUCCGAAGCCAUCUCGGCAGCCAAGAUGUCGGGGUCUUCUUUGUGCCGAGCGGCACCUCUGCAAAUGCGAUUUCCAUUGCUGCAUGCCUUCGCCCCCAUGAAGCCGUCAUUGCAGCCAGCUCCGGGCAUAUUGUUACACGUGAAACUGGUGCCGUUGAGGCUAGCGGUCACAAAAUCAUCAAUGUCGUCCCGGAGAAUGGAAAAUUGACACCGGCCAGUAUCGGCAAGGCGCUCGACGAUAAUUGGCACUUUCCGCACAUGGCCAAGCCUCGCCUGGUGUACAUCUCGAACGCUACCGAGAUUGGUACCGUCUAUACGAAGGCAGAGCUGACAGCCAUCAAGCGUCUCUGCGAAGAGAAUGGGCUGCUUCUCUUUGUCGACGGUGCCCGCAUCGGCUGUGCAUUGACAUCUUCCAAAAAUGACUUGAACCUAAACGAUAUACUUGAACUGACUGAUAUCUUCUGGAUUGGGGGCACCAAGAAUGGUGCGCUCCUUGGAGAGGCUGUUGUGGUCAAGCAUCCGCAGCUAGCUGAAGACUUUGAAUUCUUCGUCAAGCAGCAUGGUUCGCUCCUGGCCAAAGGUAGAAUCAUGGGUGUGCAAUUUGCGGAGCUGUUCAGGGAGAACCUGUACUUUGAUCUGGCGCGUCAAGCCAACCGCGCGGCGGAGAAGCUAUCGCAAUCCAUUGUUGGGGCUGGGUUUGCGCUGCGAGCUGAGACGGAGACGAAUCAAGUCUUUGCUGUUCUGCCUUUGGAACUGGUCAAGACUCUGCAGCAAAACUUCUCCUUUUACAUUUGGGAAAAGUACAACGACGAGUGGGCCGUGAUUCGUCUUCUGACGACGUGGGCCACGGACCCAGAGCAGCUGGAGCGCUUUAGCAGUAUUGUGCUGCACUGGACGAAAUGA